This is a messenger RNA of Lates calcarifer (barramundi perch), 4213 nucleotides long. RefSeq names its product 6-phosphofructo-2-kinase/fructose-2,6-biphosphatase 3 (gene pfkfb3). NCBI's taxonomy places the organism in Eukaryota, Metazoa, Chordata, Actinopteri, Centropomidae. Gene Ontology annotation, cellular component: cytosol. Gene Ontology annotation, biological process: fructose metabolic process; fructose 2,6-bisphosphate metabolic process. Gene Ontology annotation, molecular function: ATP binding; 6-phosphofructo-2-kinase activity; fructose-2,6-bisphosphate 2-phosphatase activity. The coding region runs from base 162 to 1727 and encodes 521 amino acids. The record is from RefSeq and is a predicted model, not a curated record. The transcript is spliced from 15 exons.
ACAGACCGGCAGAUUAGCUCGGCUCAACGUGCUCUGUAGACUCUCCGAAACAGCUCCGCUCCUUAGCACCAGAAUCGAGCAGCCACCGGCUUUUCACCCCGGGAUAUAAGCGACUCGGUUCCCGUGUAGCUACUGUGCGGUUCUUCAGUCCCUAAUAAGGAAUGCCCAGAGAGCUGACCCAGAACAGGAUCCAAAAGAUCUGGGUUCCCACAAAGGAUGGCAAGCCGGCACCCCGACGAGCUGCCGGCGCACCCCACUUCGCCAACCCCCCCACCGUCAUCGUGAUGGUGGGCCUGCCGGCUCGUGGCAAGACGUACAUGUCCAAGAAACUCACCCGCUACCUCAAUUGGAUUGGCAUGCCCACCAAAGUCUUCAACGUGGGAGAGUAUCGCAGGGAGGCAGUCAAGAACUACAGCUCCUAUGACUUCUUCAAGCCUGAUAAUGAGUGUGCCGUGAAAAUCAGGCAGCAGUGUGCCUUAGCAGCCUUGAGGGAUGUCAAGUCCUAUCUGAAGGACGAGGGAGGCCAAGUAGCGGUCUUCGAUGCCACAAACACUACAAGAGAAAGGCGAGACAUGAUCCUCAAGUUCGGCAGUGAGAAUAACUUCAAGAUCUUUUUCAUUGAGUCAGUGUGCGACGAUCCCAGUGUCAUCGCAUCGAACAUCAUGGAAGUGAAGGUGUCGUGUCCAGACUACCGGGACUGCAACAAGACAGAGGCCAUGCUGGAUUUCCAGAGGAGAAUUGAAUGCUACAAAACUAGCUACCAACCCCUGGACCCUGAUCAGUACGACAGGGAUCUCUCCUUCAUCAAGGUGAUUGACGUUGGUCGCCGGUUCCUUGUCAACCGGAUCCAGGAUCACAUCCAGAGCAAGAUUGUCUACUACCUGAUGAACAUCCACGUCCAGCCCAGAACCAUCUACCUGUGUCGGCAUGGAGAGAGCACUGACAACCUGGAGGGACGGCUCGGCGGUGACUGCGGCCUCUCGCCACAAGGCAAACAGUUUUCAGCUGCUCUGGCUCGAUUCGUGGAGGAACAGCAGCUGAAGGAUCUGAAGGUCUGGACCAGCCAGCUAUGUCGCAGCAUUGAGACUGCUGAGCACCUGGGAGUCCCGUACGAACAGUGGAAGGCUCUUAAUGAGAUCGAUGCUGGAAUCUGUGAGGAGAUGACAUACGACGAGGUGAAGGAGAAAUUCCCAGAGGAGUUUGCUUUGAGAGAUGAAGAUAAAUUCUACUACCGCUAUCCUGCUGGAGAGUCCUACCAGGACCUGGUGCAGCGGGUGGAGCCAGUCAUCAUGGAGCUGGAGAGGCAGGAGAACGUCCUGGUUAUUUGCCACCAGGCUGUCAUGCGCUGCCUGCUGGCCUACUUCCUGGAUAAGAGUGCAGAUGAGAUGCCCUAUCUGAAGUGCCCCCUCCACACAGUGCUGAAGCUCACCCCAGUCGCCUAUGGAUGCAAAGUGGAGUCCAUCUGUUUGAAUGUGGAGGCUGUGAACACCCACAGAGACAGACCUGAGGAGGUGAAGAGGGGUCCCGGCACCCUGAUCAGGAGGAACAGUGUGACUCCCCUGACCAGCCCCGAGUCAAACAUCAAGAAACCUCGCAUUGACGACCUGGAUGAGGCUCCGAUCCAUGAGCUGCCUCCAUCUGUUGCCUCACUGGCCCUCUGCAGCCCCUCACACCUCCCUCUCACCCUGGCUGGACAGCACUGGCUUGGCAAAGUUUGCCUAACCUGAGGAGGAGCUCAUCUGGUCGCCAUGACAUCCUGCAGCCCUGCCAAUGAAAUUGCACUGUUGUGUCAUGAGGCUCAAGAGGCCUGGAAAGUUGAUCGCUGACAAAGAAGACAAUAACAUGAAACAACAGAAGUAAAAAGUUAUUUUUCAUCAUUUCUCAGUUUGUAAACCAUCAAGAACCAAGUGGGUAAAUGUAUCAUUUUGUCAUUCGAGGACACAAGUCACUGUACCUUUUAUUGUUAUUUGAUUUUUUUCUCUCUGAGACUGCUGAAUCUGUGUUUCCUUGAGUAACACGUGUGUGUGUGUACUGAAAGAGGCAAACUGUGACUCACUGAAAUCAACAGUCAUACCUGUUACACCGCACAGCUCAGAUGGCUCUCUGGUAAACCAGUUUCUUGUGGUUUAUCAUGUGGAGAGACCAAAGACAGAACUCUCACACCCAAACUUUCAGCUCAUCCUUUUUCAACCAGGUAUUCAUGGUUGUACUGUUCACUAACAGAUGGUUAUAGUAUUUAAUUUACAUUGUAAACUUUUUGGCACUUCUUUGGAAACACUGGUGUUUUUCCACAUAUUUCUAAAACGUAGCAGAGCGUCAUGAUCUAAUCGACUCCUUUGUAUGCUCUCAUGCUACAAAAUAUGUGAUCAUUUUGCACAAAGGGGAUAAAUUUUUACUUUUGGUCUAUGUGUCACUUUGUGUUUUUCACAGUAAUGGAGGUGAUUUUUGCCGUAGAGUGCCUGUAGUGCUUGUUUCGCAAGCCUGAUGCUGCUUCUCUCGUUAUUUCUCUGGAUGCUUGAGGAGAGGCGCCACUUUUCACCUAAUAACUCAACAUAUCAUUUCAAUACUUUAUUUUUCACAGUUUUAAUAUUUAUUUUUCAUUGUAGUUUUGAUGCUACAGUACAUGUCGAUCAUAUAACAAAGUUCUCACCACUGAUGGAGUACUUUAUUUUCCUUUUGCUGUUAUUGUCUGCUACGCACAAAUGUAAGCACCUAUAUUUUUGUGAUAACAGUGCGUGCUGUUAAUAAUAUCCCUGUAAAGUGUACAUACAGUGUAACUGGACAUGUGUGGGAGAAGACUUGGAAGUCUCUUGGGAUUCUUUUAAUGAAAAAAGUAUGUGUAACUGUUUUUGUAUUCAUGAAUGGAAAGCAGGAUAUCUGUUGAGAAAGAAGCUGCUGCUUACCUCUCUCUCUCAGUAAAACUGCACGUUUGCUUGAGAUACUUGAAAAUUGUUUUUUGUAAAAACUGUUUUAUUAUAUUCUUUAUUUAUUUGUAUGUAGUUCUGAAUGAAUGCUUGGAGCACCUUAUUUUAAUCUAAGGACUAUGCAUGAGAGGACAGUAUGUUGUACAGUUGAUUUUGCAUCUGCUGGACAAAUAAAUCCACUCCGGGAAAAAAUGCAGAGUGUUUCUUGUAUUGUUUAUUGUCAUUGGCCCAAAUCCAACAUUAAUAUUGUGUCCAUCCUUCUAUGUUUCCAUCUAUGGAGAUAGUCCUCAGAGUACACAGUGGCACUCCUGCCUUCACUAUCUCACCCGUUCACAAGAUUCAUUAGUCACAGUGUGAGUCGCGUGCUGCUUAUCAGGAUCAGCGUGACUGGCUGCAUUCAGGAUGUUACUGUGACGUUACAUCAGUAAAACAGCCCUCUUCCUCCUAAAAGACUGAGCACAAAAUGAGGAUUUUGUACUCUAAAGUAUAGUGGUGAUAGAUUUAAGUGGGUAAAAAAUCUUACAGGCAGAGAGGGCUUGAUGAAAUAUUGACUGAUGAUUACUUAAUAGUUAUCACAAGGAAGAAAUUUAUCUACCAUAUGUUCCUGAAAUAAUACAAGGGUGCAGGAGGGUUUGGCUGCCACCAUGUUACAAAAGCAGGUAUUAUUAACACAUGACAUAUUUCACAAGUUUUGGGAGUUAGUUUAAUGUGAUGUUUGUGGUUGCCCUGUAAAAUUUUAAGUGUUUUUUUUCACCAUGGUGAAAAAAUACCCUUGGUAAUACCCUGACUCUUCCUCUAGUGCCACCAUCAAUUUGACAUUAGUGGUUUUGGGGAUUACCACAACAUUUGGUGCAUUUAUUUCCCCCUCAGGAUGGAUUAUAGCAACUUUGAAGAAACACAAAAUUUUCAUCAUCCAAUCAAAUGAAAUUUGUUCGAUACAUACUAAAACUAGUGACAUUUCCCUGGCCAUGGUAUACAGUAUACCUGCUUAACAUCAACAUGUUAGUAUUGUCAUUGUGAGCAUGUUAGCAUGCUGAUGUUAGCAUUUGGCUCAAAGCACCACUGAGUACAGCCUCAGGGCUGUUAACUUAGAAUCCUGUUACUUUGACAUACUGUAGCUGUUUAACUGAGAGUUAAGCUACAUUACAUACAAAUUGUUUGCUGCAUUUUAGCUUUUUACAACCCAGGUCAAGGCAGUCAGUUCAAAUUUACCAUGAUGUUGUCUUAAUAUGUAAAGGUUUAAAAAAAAAAAAAAAAAAAAAAAAAAAAAAAAAAAAAAAAAACCAAAA